This is a messenger RNA of Knipowitschia caucasica, 678 nucleotides long. NCBI's taxonomy places the organism in Eukaryota, Metazoa, Chordata, Actinopteri, Gobiiformes, Gobiidae. The record is from the annotation of a GenBank genome assembly.
AUGGCUGCCGACCACCACCAGAGACAGCGGUCGCUCUCCACGGCCGGAGAGUCUCUGUACGUGGUUCUCGGAGUAGAGAAGGUGGCCACGAAUGACGACAUCAAGAAAUCCUACAGGAAACUGGCCUUAAAGUAUCACCCUGACAAAAACCCUGACAAUCCAGAAGCAGUGGACAAAUUCAAAGAGAUCAACAAUGCCCACGCGAUUCUCAACGACCCGACCAAACGGAACAUUUACGACAAAUACGGCUCGCUCGGUCUUUAUGUGGCUGAGCAGUUUGGAGAAGAAAACGUCAACACAUACUUUGUCCUGUCCAGCUGGUGGGCAAAGGCUCUGUUCGUGCUGUGCGGAGUGGCCACAGGCUGCUACUUCUGCUGCUGUCUGUGCUGCUGCUGCAAUUGCUGCUGCGGGAAGUGUAAACCGCGGCCCAGAGAGGCUCCGGACCAGGAGUUCUACAUGAGUCCUGAAGACCUGGAGGCGCAGCUGCAGUCUGAUGAGAGAGGCGCCUCGCGCAGUCCCGGUCCUGGCUCUCGACGGCGUCUUGGUGCUGGCUCUCAUCGCCGUAACUGCCCGGUGCCGGUCGGCGCCCUGGCCCUGGCUCUCGUUGCUGUGUCUUUCUCGUGCUGGCCCCUGCAGGCCCCCAUUACGCGCCCAAUGCCUUGCCGGCGCUGGUCCUGA